This is a messenger RNA of Brassica oleracea var. oleracea, 5251 nucleotides long. RefSeq names its product disease resistance protein RPS4-like. The transcript is spliced from 7 exons. Lineage: Eukaryota; Viridiplantae; Streptophyta; Magnoliopsida; Brassicales; Brassicaceae. Gene Ontology annotation, molecular function: ADP binding. Gene Ontology annotation, biological process: defense response. The coding region runs from base 101 to 5068 and encodes 1655 amino acids. The record is from RefSeq and is a predicted model, not a curated record.
AUCCCUUGAUGGUCAAGACUCUAGUCCUCAGGGGACAUUAUUGACUCGGUUCACAAAAUCCGUGGAGAGUGCUGGAGGAAACCCACUAGCUCUGAAGCUAAUGGGUAGAGAACUUCGUGGGAAAGACAAGUAUCAUGACUCAGAACAUAAACUGAAAAUACGAACACAAAGUUUGAAUACGAAGAUCCUAGAUGUCUGGAAAUUUUAUAUUGAUCAACUUAAUAAGCAGCAAAAAGAUGCGUUCCUUGACAUUGUGUGGUUUUUCAAAUCAGAGGAUGAGUAUUUUGUUAGGAGUAUACUAGAUUCAGGAGAUCCUGACUCUAUUGAUGCUGUAAGUGAAGUAACGGAUCUCGCUAACAAGUUCCUAAUUACAAUCUCCGACAGCCGGGUACAGAUGAAUGAUCUGUUGCAGACACUCGGGAAGCACAUUUGUUCUGCGGGCAGACAUAAGCUGUCGGAAUCAAAAUAUAUCAUCAACAAGCUGGAAAAGCUCGAAGAAACUGACAGAGGUAUUUUCUUAGACCUGUCAAAAGUGUCGAAUAACAUCGUCUUGAAGCCGCGCACCUUCACCAGUUUGUCCAAUCUCCGAUACCUCAAGAUAUAUGAUUCUAAUGAUCCUCGAAAAUGUAAACAAGACUUCAAUUUAAACUUCCCUCAUGGGCUCAAGCUCCCUUUAAAAAAGCUUCGAUAUCUCCAUUGGGUAAAAUUUCCAUUGGAUGAACUUCCCUCAGACUUCUGGCCGGAUAAUCUUGUUGACCUUCGGCUUCCUCACAGCAAUAUUACACGUCUUUGGGAAGGUGUCAAGGACACGCCAAGGUUGAAGUGGGUGGAUCUAAGUCACUCGCGUAAGUUGGUCAGUUUAUCAGGAUUAUCAAAGGCUAAAUAUAUCCAAAGACUGAAUCUGGAAGGCUGCACAGUUUUGGAUAAAUUGCCAUCAGAGAUUCAAAAUAUGAAAUCUCUUGUUUUCCUUAAUAUGAGAGGAUGCAUACGUCUUUGGUCUCUUCCAAAAAUGAACUUGGUAUCCCUUAAGAUUCUUAUCCUCAGCGACUGCUCAAAUCUCAAGGAAUUUCAGGUUAUUUCCAAAAGUAUAGAAUUUCUACAUUUAGAUGGCACUGCAAUCAUCAAACUUCCUCCUACUAUCGAGAAUCUUCAAAAACUUGUUUUGCUAAACAUGAAAAACUGCAAAUCGCUGGAGUGUAUUCCCAACAGUCUCAGCAAGCUAAAAGAUCUUGAAGAGCUAAUACUUUCAGGUUGUUCAAGGCUACAGAAACUUCCAGAUGUCAAGCAUAGCAUGAAACAUAUCAAGAUCUUACGUCUUGAUGGAGUAGGAGCAAAAGAGAUGCCAAACAUAUCGACCUUCAUUAGAUUUGAAGGCCAAGCUUCUGGGUCGUAUUGCAAUCCGAGGGAAUGGCCACAUGGUGUUAAUGACAUUUCUUCACUAGGACGUCUAUGUUUAAGCGGAAAUUAUUUCGUUUGCCUGCAAGCUGACAUAUGUAAGCUCUAUAAUCUGAGAUGGCUAGAUGUGAAGCAGUGCAAGAAGCUGAGAUCUAUUCCAAUGCUUCCACCAAGAAUUCAGUAUUUUGAUGCUCAUGGGUGUGCGUCCUUGGAAAGAGUGUCAAAUCCUCUGGCGCUUCAAGUGUUAACAGGGCAUAUUCAUGCCACCUUUAAUUUCUCCAACUGCAACAAGCUUGAUCUAGACGCAAAGGAUAGUAUCAUCUCUUAUACUCGUUGGAGAAGCGAGCUAGCACUAGAUGCACUCUCUAGAUAUGAUGGGGGUUUUGCUUUGGAAGGUCUGAUUGUUACUUGCUUUCCUGGACGGGAAGUACCAGUAUGGUUCAGUUACCGAGCAUCUGCAUCAGUGUUAAAGCAAAAGCUACCUGCACACUGGUGCGACAAUAAGUUCACAGGGAUAGCUCUAUGUGCUGUUAUCUCUGCUGGAAACCAUGACCAUACGAGCCAUCUCUUGGUAAAAUGUGGUUGUGAGUUCAAGAAUGAAGACGGAUCACGUAUCAGCUUCAGUUUUAGUGUUGGAGGAUGGAACGAAGCAGGAAGCACACUAAUAAUGAUUGAGUCCUCUCAUGUCUUCAUUGGCUAUAUCAGUAGAAGGGAUAUCAAUAAACAUGGUGCUGGAAUUGGAGAGGGAUGUAACUGGACUGAAGCUUCCCUUGAGUUUCAAGUGACAGAUGGUACUAAAGAGUUAGCAGGUUGCAAGGUGUUGAAUUGCGGGUUUAGUUUGGUAUAUGCAUCUGAUGAAAAGAAUUAUGUACUUCCGGAGAGGGUUGAGAAGCCUAAACUGCUUUCUUCUGUUGGAGUUGAUCUACGGCUCAAGCAACUGGAGAAAGCGUUGUACUCUACGCCUGGAGAAACUCGUAUAAUUGGAGUUGUGGGGGAGCCAGGUAUUGGCAAAACAACUCUUGCAAAGGCUUUGUUUAAAAAGCGUGGGUGUGGGUUCCCACAAAACUUGUUCUUAAAGAUGUCAAGAGCUCACAGACCAGAGCGUUUGAGAAGGACGUUUCUGGUAAAUCUACUAAAGCCUGUGAAUCAAACCAUAAGCGGUGAGACAACACAUGAAAAUGUGAAGGAUAGCCUGCUUAAAGCUAAAUCUUUUAUCGUUCUCGAUGACGUGAGUGACAAGAAGCAGUUAGAGUUUCUCCUUGGCAACCUCAAGUGGAUCAAGAAGGGAAGCAAGAUUGUAAUUACUUCACGUAACAUGUCGUUCCUUGAGGGAUUUGCUCAUGAUACUUACAUGGUUCCAAAAUUGGACAACAGAGAGGCCUUUCAACUUUUUUGUUAUUAUGCAUUUGAUAAUCAGAUAUGUAGUCCCACAAGGACCUUCAUGAUACUGGCCAGAAUAAUUGUGGAUAAAAAUGGAGGCAACCCACAAGCUCUGAAGUUAUUGGGUAGUGAACUUCGUGGUAAAGACAAGACUCACUGGGAAAAUAAGAUGCAAACAUUGACACGCAUUGCGAAGAUCCAAGAAUUCAAGAGAUCAUAUAUGGAUCAACUCAAUCAACAACACAAAGAUGUGUUCCUAGACAUUAUAUGGUUUUUCAGAUCAGAGGAGGAGUGUCUAGUUAGAAGUCUAUUGGAUUCAGGAGAUUUGUAUUCUAUUAGUGAAGUCAGGAAUCUCACUGAUAGGUUCAUGACUGAUAUCUCUAACGGCCGUGUAGAUAUGGAUGGGGAAGUUUCUAUGUUCGCUAAGGACCAUGGUUCUCAUGGGCGGUAUACGCUGUUGAACUAUGAUGAUAUCAAUGAAAAGCUCAAGAAUAUGGGAAAUGUGGAAGCUAAUAAUGUGAGAGGUAUAUUUUUAGACCAGUCUGAAGUAACAAAAAGCAUUGCAUUGGAACGCAUGACCUUCACCAAUAUGAGCAAUCUUCGAUGCCUCAAGGUGUAUGAUUCUUGUUGUCCACGGCAGUGUAAAUCUGACAGUAAAUUAUACUUUCCGGAUGGGCUUGGUCUCCCAUUGGAAGAGAUCAGAUAUCUUCACUGGUUAAAAUUUCCACUGAUGGAACUUCCAUCAGAGUUUAAAACAGAAAAUCUUGUUGACCUUAGGCUUCCUUACAGCAAAAUUUCACAUGUUUGGGAAGGAAUCAAGGAGACACCACGGCUGAGGUGGGUAGAUCUAAGCCAUUCAAGUAAGUUGCUCAGCUUAUCGGCAUUAUCAAAGGCUGAAAAUCUUGAGAGAUUAAAUUUAGAAGGCUGCACGAGCUUGUAUGAGUUACCACUGGAGAUUCAGAACCUGAAGUGCCUCGUUUACCUAAAUAUGAGAGGGUGCAUACGUCUGCAGUGUCUUCCAAAGAUAACUUUAAUCUCUCUUAAAAUUCUCAUUCUCAGUGGAUGUCCAAGUCUAGACGAAUUUGAGUUAAUUUCUGAAAGUUUAGAAUUCUUGCAUUUAGAUGGAACUUCAAUCAAGACACUUCCACCGGCCAUAAGAAACCUCGGAAGACUUGUCAUGUUGAACAUGAGAAACUGCAAAAUGUUGGAGUUCCUGCCAGACUGUAUUUGCGAGUUGAAACUUUUGGAGGAGCUAAUUCUCUCUGGUUGUUCAAUGCUUAGGAACUUUCCCUAUAUCAAGCAGAGUCUGACACAUCUACAGAUAUUACUUUUUGAUGGGACAGGAGCAGAAGAGAUGCCACAAGUAUUAUACUUCACUAGUGUCAGUAGAGCAUCCUUACUUCAUCAUUUAUCUUUGAGCGGAAAUAAUUUCGUCAGCUUGCAAGCUGACAUCUCACAACUCCAUCACCUGAAAUGGCUUGAUGUGAAACACUGCAAGAAGCUAAGAUCGGUUCCAGUGCUUCCUCCAAGACUUGAAUACUUUGAUGCACAUGGUUGUGAUUCUUUGGAAAAAGUUGCAAAUCCGCUUACUCUUCCACUAGUGGCGACGGAGCAGAUACAUGCCACGUUCAUAUUUUCCAACUGCAGAAAGCUUCAUCAAGAGGCAAGGGAUAGUAUCAUCUCCUAUACUCGGCAGAAAAUUCAAUUAGUGCUAGAUGCACUUUCUCGAUACCAUGGGGGAAUUACCUCGGAAGCUUUGAUUGGAACUUGUUUUCCUGGUUGGGAAGUACCCGCAUGGUUUAGUCACCGAGCAUCUGGAUCAUUGUUGAACUCAAAGCUGCCUCCAUACUGUGACAACAGGUUUACUGGGAUAGUUCUAUGCGCUGUAAUCCAGUUUCCAUGUUACAAUAACCACUCUAAUCUCUCGGUGGAAUGUACCGGUGUAUUCAAGACUGAAGACGGAACUCAUAUUCCCUUUAGUUGCAGUAUUGGAGUUUGGAGCGAAUCAAGUAACAUGACGCAGAAAAUGGACUCAUCUCAUGUCUUUAUUGGCUAUGUUCGUAGACUGGAUGUCGACACACAAGAGGAAAUAUGCGCAUUUAAUGAAACCUCACUUGAGUUUCAAGUUACAGAUGGUACCGAAGAGGUAGUAGUAGGUUGUGAAGUAGUUAAGUGUGGCUUUGAUUUGGUACAUGUACCCGAUGAAAGAGAAAACAUAUUUGGGAUGCAUAAACUGUUGUCGACGUCCAGGGUGAAGCAUCAAAACUACUUGAAAAGUGUCGGAGUUAUAUAGUGAUAUCUAGAAUCAAUCAUACUCUCAUCUACCAUAAGGAACAUCUUGUGUAAGCUUGAAGACAGAGGCUCUGGCUAAAGCCUGUUAAGCAAAGGUCUUAGGGGCCAUAAUUGAUAUAUAUAUUUCGGGCGCCAAAGUGUAAUAGUUUAAUCACCUUAGCCUAUUGGUUUGUGUACAUGUUCU